Bipolaris zeicola 26-R-13 is the source of this 813-nucleotide messenger RNA. RefSeq lists its product as uncharacterized. The transcript has a single exon. The record is from RefSeq and is a predicted model, not a curated record. Lineage: Eukaryota; Fungi; Ascomycota; Dothideomycetes; Pleosporales; Pleosporaceae. The coding region runs from base 1 to 813 and encodes 270 amino acids.
AUGAUCAAACGACAAACGAAGUAUCUUGGUAUCAUCCGUGUAUACAUACCUGCUUCCGUUCGCAACGAGACAAUACAUGUACCAUUCACACUAGAAGAAAAUCGAUACUGCACUCUUGAUCAAGUACUCAGCAUAGCACCUACUCACCUCCAUCUCGCUCAGACCGACAUCAUGAGUGAAAAUUCUGUUCAAGAUGCAGCUCUGAUCUUCAUACCUAUCCUAUUCAUGACUUUUCAGAUGGUGGUGAUUUCAGCGUUGGCGCUCGUAGCUGGAGAUGCUCGCUACAGUUCGAGGGAUACUCGCGGGGUUAGCACUAGGGAAGAAGGAGAGAAGAGGGUCGGAUGCGUUGUUGUUAAGCAGGUGCAUACGUGUACAGGGGAAUGUGUGCGGUGUAGGACUGGCGGUGUGGAAGAUGUUUUGUGGGAGAGGGAGAGGGAGAGGGAAAGAGAGCGAGAGGAAAGGGAACGGCGAGAAAGAGCGGAUAAAAGGAGAGGGGGAAUAUGGAAGGUCAUGGAGGGGGUGUUGAGGAGAGUUGAUAGCGAGGAUGGUAAGGACCUGCCCGAACAGGAAACGGAGGAGUAUCCAGAUUUCCCAGCCCAUGAAGAUGCUCGGUCGGAACCACCACUUUCCUUCUUCAAUGGCUUAUACGUGCCAGAUUGCGGAGGUGUGAAAACAAAACGGUACCAGGAUCGGCAGUUCUUCCAACGGGAUGAUAAGUCGUUCGAGGAUGAGGCAGCGAGACGUGGUAUCUCACGAGAUCCAUACAUAGGGGUUGAUCGGCGGCGGAAGCAUCAGUGCUCUGCCUCAAGAUAG